Messenger RNA from Parnassius apollo (apollo), 702 nucleotides. The record is from the annotation of a GenBank genome assembly. Lineage: Eukaryota; Metazoa; Arthropoda; Insecta; Lepidoptera; Papilionidae.
AUGGCUUAUCUGGGAAAUCUGCCUAUUUUUGACCAUAAGUCAAGUGAAUGGUCAAUUUUCAAAAGCAGACUAACUCAGUUUUCGAACAUAAAUCGCGUCGAAGAAGUGAACAAAAGUGGAAUUCUUCUCACCCAUCUUACGGAUGAAACGUAUCGCUUGGUACGAAACUUAGCGUACCCGCAAGACUUAGAAUCUCUAAGUUACUCGAAUCUCGUUAAAUUACUCGACGGUCAUUUCAAGCCAAAAAAAUGCUCAUUUGUGGAUAAAGAAAAAUUUUUUGGAGCAACCAGAAAUCCAGGCGAAUCAUUGGGAGACUGGGCAGCGCGAUUGAGAGGUCUCGCAAGCAAUUGUGACUUUGGCACUGCCUUGGAAACGAAUUUAAGAGAUCGUUUCGUCCUCGGCCUGGGCCCUGGCCCGGAACAAGAUAAGUUAUUCGAACAAGAUCCGUCCACAUUGACACUGUCAGUAGCUAUGGAGCUAGCCGAGCAGGCGGCGUAUGCCAGGCGGGCGAAGGUUAUGUUGUGCACCAGCGAACAUGCUCCAAUUAAGGAGGAACCGGUAUACCGAGCGAAAUUUCAAGGUCAAGGAGACAGCGGCGCGGUUAUACGGCGUCCUAAUGCUGGCAGGACAUCAGGAGGUCCGCGACCAACCGAGAGAUUUUUCUCGUUGUUCGGUCUGUGGCUUGAAGAACCACCAAAGUGA